Aspergillus homomorphus CBS 101889 is the source of this 2760-nucleotide messenger RNA. Its product is annotated as putative MFS monosaccharide transporter. NCBI's taxonomy places the organism in Eukaryota, Fungi, Ascomycota, Eurotiomycetes, Eurotiales, Aspergillaceae. The transcript is spliced from 5 exons. Gene Ontology annotation, biological process: transmembrane transport. Gene Ontology annotation, molecular function: transmembrane transporter activity. The record is from RefSeq and is a predicted model, not a curated record. The coding region runs from base 90 to 2660 and encodes 856 amino acids.
CCCCUCCCCGCCUCUAACCGACCUUUCCGCUCCCUCCCGACUUCGCCCUCCGCCCUCCCCUCCUCUUCCUCCUCUUCUCUCUCUCCGUGAUGGAAGACCAACGACCUACAGUUCUCACCGUCUCUAUCGUCUUUUUCAUCGUCGCUACGGUUUUUGUUGCCCUGCGCUUCGUCUCUCGUAUUUUUAUCGUUCGCAAAAUUGCUCUGCAUGACUAUUUUAUGCUCCUGGCCUGGGUCCUUGACUUCGGCUUUUCCUUCUCCCUCUUCUAUGCUACCCACCAAGGUCUCGGUCUGCACGAUGUCAACAUUCGCCCCGAACAACGGCCUGGUCUCAAUCGCGCCGACUACGCCUUCACCGUUCUCUAUAAUCCCACCUUGAUGGCCAUCAAAACCUCCAUCCUUGUCUUCUACCUCACCCUCACACAAGGCGAAAAGAUAUUCCGUUGGGCCACCUACGUCACCCUCUUCGUCGUCAAUGCCGCUGGCCUUGCUCUCACCUUUGUCAACGUCUUCCAAUGUCGCCCGGUCAGUGCUGCUGUCGCGUAUCCCUUGCCCGACGGCGCGCAGUGUAUCGACAUCCUUACUCUCUAUCUAUCCUCCUCUCCUGUGAAUAUCAUCACCGACCUCGCCAUCCUGUGUUUACCGAACCCCAUCCUCACACGAAUGCGCCUGCCACGCAAGCAGAAAAUCAUCAUCGUGAUCACCUUCAGUUUUGGCUUUUUCGUCGCCGUUGUUGAUGUCAUCCGCAUUGCUUACAUUCAAGAUGCGGCGACUUCUCGUCAGAUUGCUCUUAAGGAAAUCCAUCUUCAGGGCACCCCCGGUGACGAUUUGAGCUGGUACGCUGCCUUCUCUUUCAUGUGGUCCGUCAUUGAAGUCAAUGUCUCCAUUAUGUGCGCCUGUGUUCCCAGCCUCAAGCCGCUCGUCGCCCGGCUGCUUCCGAAGCUCAUCCGCGACACCGACGAGAGCUAUCAGACCUCGUCACCUGGCAUCCGACCUCUACCCAUGCUAGCCCCCAUUGUGGUCGAGGACUCUGCACCCCGACCUCCCCCACCAAUUCCCGAUCACCCUAGUCCCAAACCUACCAAUUCGGAUAGCCAUAGCAGUCGAACUGGUAGCGAUGCACGCAUCGACCUCACUGAGUUCCUGGCUGCCCCGCCGCCACAUUUACCUCCUGAAGCGACCGAUCUGGAGCAGCGCACGAACACCGUGACCAACUCCUCCUACCCGCCCAGUAUCACCUUUUUCGACUUCGUCAACAUGAAGCAGCCUGCGAAUAUGCUUAAGCUCAGCAAUAAGGAGUCAAUCACGCCGAUCGCAUUCAUCACCAUUCUGUUUUUCCUAUGGGGGUUUGCGUACGGAUUGCUCGACAUGCUCAAUGAACAAUUCAAGAAAAUAUUACAUCUUGGUAUAUAUCGCUCGUACGGUUUGCAUGCGACCUAUUAUGGUGGCUAUUUGCUAGGCCCUCUGCUUGUGGGCCGUCCAGUACUCAAGCAUUGGGGGUUUAAGGCUUCAUUUAUCACAGGUCUAUGUAUCUACGCAUGCGGCUCACUUAUAUUUUGGCCUUCCGCGGUCUUGACUUCCUAUUCAGCAUUUGCUGUGUCCAAUUUCAUCGUCGGCUUCGGCUUGGCAGUGCUUGAAACCGCCGGCAACCCAUUCAUCGCUCUGUGCGGUCCGCUUGAGAAUUCCGAAAUUCGUUUGAACAUCUCGCAAGGUGUCCAGGCGGUUGGCAGUGUCGUCUCACCGCUUCUCGCGCAAAAGGUCCUCUUCAAGCAAGUGACUGAUGUGUCCUCCCUGGUAGACGUGCAGUGGACAUAUCUCGGCAUAGCUCUUUUUGACGUGAUCCUGGCUCUCGUCUUCUACUAUCUGCCCAUUCCGGAGGCCUCCGAUGCCGAUCUCGAAGAGCUGGCUAACCGUCGGCGAGCGGACAAUCACGCCCGCGUGGCGGGUUUGCCAGUGGUUUGGGUGACACUGGGCCUCGGUGUAUGGUCAGUUUUCAUGUAUGUCGCUGGACAAGAAGUAUUGUCUUUGAGCUUCGUGCGCUUCGUCGAAGAGGUUCAUCCCGAAGGUUCAUUGACUUCAUUCGAUUUCUUGACUAUCGGACACACAGUCUUUGCGGUGGGUCGGUUCUUGGCCGCUCUUUUGCAGUGGUUUCUUAAGCCGCGCUGGAUCCUAUUGUUGUCGUAUGUUGGCAUGAUUGUGUGCGCUGCGUUGUGUAUGCACACCACCGGGCUCACAGCGGUAACCAUGGGUGAACUUGUGUAUUUGUUUGAAAGUGGUGCUUUCAGCAUCAGUUUCGCCAUUGCUUUGCGCGGCACGGGACGCCAUACUAAGACAGCCGGCUGCCUGCUGACCAUGGCUAUCAGCGGGGGCGGCGUCUUUCCGUUUGCGCAGUACGCGGCACAGCUGGUGGGCGGCGUACCCUAUUCGUAUAGCGUUCUCGUGGCGGUUUCUGCCGCGGGUGCUAUCUUCCCCGUAUACCUGAACCUGGUGCCAGCGGCCAAGAAACAGGUUGACCCGGUGCCCAACGAACAUCUGCGACACCCUCGCCGCCGUAGCCGCGGCGUACCGCGUGCCAAGGACAAUCCGUCGAUAGGCGGAGUGCUGUCUCGACGGCGCAGCGUGCUUCUAGAUCCGCUGCCGACCGUCCAACUGACGGAGUGAUUGAUUUUUCUCUUACCUCCCCUUCCCCCCCCCCUUGGGGAUAUGCCUUGUGAUACCCAUAUAUAGUUUAAUAUUUUGUCUUAUUCCUGGAUUUAGCAUG